AUGGGUCUCUUCGACGGCCGCUCCUACUCUUCUAACGACAUCUACCUCAACCCGAACAAACACUCCUCCUCCACCACCCACCACCGCAGCUCCUCCCGCAACCGCGGCGUCUCCCCAGCGCGGAGCACAACCUCCAAAUCAAACGGCUACUUCGCGCGCCCCUCCUACGCGCGCUCCGCCAGCGGGGGCUCUUUCUUCGGCGGCGGCGGCGGCGGCAACUACAACUCCUCGAGGGGCAUCUUCUCCUCCAACUCCUCGUCAUCGUACUACAAGCGCCGCCCUCGCGACGGCUACAUCUCCUACCUCAUCCACAAAUUGCAACGCAUGAUCCGGGAUUUGUGGUCCUACGCACGUCGCCACCCCGUGAAGGCGUUCUUCGCGAUCAUCGUGCCGCUGUUGAGUGCGGGCGGGGCGAUCCAUGGGUUGAUGAGGCAGUUUGGGGUCAGGAUGCCGUUUGGGUUGGAUGGCGCGGCGAGGCGGAUGGGAGGUGGGUAUUAUGGGAGUUCGGGGUAUAGUGAGAGAGGAGGGUUUGGCGGGAGUGGAGGUGGUGGGUGGAUGCAGAAUGCUGGGGGUUUGAUGCAGAUUGCGAAGGCGUUUAUGUGA
Zasmidium cellare ATCC 36951 is the source of this 603-nucleotide messenger RNA. RefSeq lists its product as uncharacterized. Lineage: Eukaryota; Fungi; Ascomycota; Dothideomycetes; Mycosphaerellales; Mycosphaerellaceae. The transcript has a single exon. The coding region runs from base 1 to 603 and encodes 200 amino acids. The record is from RefSeq and is a predicted model, not a curated record.